UACUGCCAUAUUAUAAAUUUUACUGCAAAAUGUAUCAUAGAUGUAUUUUAUGUUUUUUAUUCUGUUUUUACGUCAAAUUUAAGUUCAAAGUCAAAUAAUAUUUAAAUAUUUUGUACGUUGUCUUCUGUAUACUUAAAUAUUUAAAUAUACGAUUGUAACAAAUGUGAAUGUUCUUCGCACCAUUUGUCGCUGUAGAUAUUUCUGAAAGUUUUCCACGUUUCUUUCUUUUAUUACUUCAUUUUUUGAAAUUUAAUUACAUAGAGAGUGUAAAAGAUAGAGUUCUAAUUUAUUACAAUGGAAGAGUUAUUAAAACGUCCAAGAGUCACGAAAGAAUCGACUAUUCAUGAUAUUGCAUCUUCUAUAAGAGAAGUAUCUGAAUCAGUCUCGACUAUAAGUGAAAGAUACAGAACACUUUUGAAAGUUAACAAAGCAUUGGUUUCGUACAUGCAAAAUGAUAAAAAAAGACAGCAGAUUUCAGCUAUAAAUGACAUACAAUCAGAUAUGGAACAAACAAGAUUAACAUCUGAUUAAUAAUUGUAUAAUUUACCUAUAUGAUAAUUUACAGAAUGAAUAAUACUUUCUGUUAAUUAAUGUUUAAAAUAUGUACAUAAUUACUAUACAAUAAAUUUUUACAUUUUGCUAUAUUAAAAUGUUCUUUAAAAAUACUUUCACGUAUACUUUACAAUAAUGAAUUAGUGCUGUUGUGUAUGUGUAAAUACCAUGUUGUAUAUAUGUGUGUGUGUGAAAGAUU
Molecule: messenger RNA, 751 nt
Organism: Heterotrigona itama
Lineage: Eukaryota; Metazoa; Arthropoda; Insecta; Hymenoptera; Apidae
Source: the annotation of a GenBank genome assembly